UUCCGAUAUCCAGAUAUUGUGGCAUGUUUUCAUUAUAAAACUUCGUAAAUAAUCAUCUCUCUCCAAAAUGGGUAUUCAUAAUUUGUCGAAGGUUAUUGGUGAUCAUGCCCCUGGUGCUGUUAGGGAGCAUGAGAUUAAAAGUUAUUUCGGUAGGAAAGUGGCAAUUGAUGCGUCCAUGUCAAUAUACCAGUUCCUUAUAGCUGUCCGCUCCGAGGGAAAUGUUCUCAUGAAUGAGGAUGGAGAUACAACCAGUCAUCUCAUGGGAAUGUUCUAUAGAACGAUACGAAUGGUGGACAAUGGAAUCAAACCUGUCUACGUCUUUGACGGCAAGCCACCAGCUAUGAAGUCCGGAGAGCUGGCCAAGCGACACCAGCGAAGACAGGAGGCAGAGAAAUCCCUUGCCGAGGCUGAAGAAAAAGGCGAUGCCGAAAAUAUUGAGCGUUUCAACAAGCGAUUAACAAAGGUAACCCCUCAGCAUAAUGAUGAGGUUAAACAACUUCUCAAGCUGAUGGGAAUUCCUUAUGUCUCGGCACCAUGCGAGGCAGAGGCCCAGUGUGCCCACCUGGUUAAGCAUGGCAAAGUGUUUGCUGUGGGAACUGAAGAUAUGGACGCCCUCACUUUUGGAUCAAAUGUCCUAUUACGUCACCUAACUUUUAGUGAAGCGAGGAAGAUGCCCAUUCAGGAAUUCAAUUAUGACAGAAUAAUACAGGAGAUGCAGUUAACUACUGACCAGUUUGUUGACCUGUGUAUCCUGCUGGGGUGCGACUACUGCGAUUCUAUUCGUGGUAUCGGACAGAAGAAGGCAUACGAUCUCAUCAAACAAUAUAAGACAAUAGAGGAGGUUCUUGAACAUCUUGAUACUAAGAAAUAUACAGUCCCAGAAGAUUGGAUGUUUAAAGAGGCUCGCGAACUGUUCAAAGAGCCUGAAGUUAAAGAUGUUGAAGAGGAGGAGUUGAAGUGGACUGAGCCUGAUGAAGAAGGACUGGUGGAGUUUAUGUGCAAAGGCAAAGGAUUCAAUGAGGAUCGCAUUCGAAAUGGUGUAAAGAAACUAGGUAAAGCACGUACCACAACAACACAAGUUCGAAUGGACAGUUUCUUCAAGGUCACAUCAGUCACCAAGUCUAGCACUGCCGAGAAAAGGAAGAGUGACACUCAGAAGGGAUCUGCAAAGAAGAAAGGGCGUGGAGGUGGCUUCCGGCGUGGAAAGUAAGAAGACAACCGAUGAAUUUCCUUCAAGAUCUGAAUAAUUUUUAUGGCAGAAUAUAGGCAAAGCCGUUGGGAUCAACAGUAUCACACUGAAGUGAAAGCAAGGUCAUAAGAACAGAAUAUUGGCACUCUGGAUUUAUUGUAAAGGACUCUUUGGGACCACAUACCUGGGAUGAUAAACACACAUACCUCUGUUAAUGAAAAUGUAUCUUUUUAAUUUCUAUGUGCUGCUACAUGGAAGUUUCAUUCCGUUUGUUCUGUGAAACAUUUGCACUGUAAGAUCAUGAAUUGUUCACCAAGACUGUCAAUAAACCACACGU
Molecule: messenger RNA, 1526 nt
Organism: Lineus longissimus
Lineage: Eukaryota; Metazoa; Nemertea; Pilidiophora; Heteronemertea; Lineidae
Product: flap endonuclease 1-like
Exons: 12
Coding region: 68-1210 (380 amino acids)
Cellular component (GO): nucleus
Molecular function (GO): DNA binding; magnesium ion binding; 5'-flap endonuclease activity
Source: RefSeq, a predicted model, not a curated record